GCCUGCGACCGAGACCAGCAGUGCGGGGCCGGGAUGUGCUGCGCCGUCAGCCUCUGGAUCCGCAGCCUCAGGAUGUGCACCCCCAUGGGCAACCUGGGAGACGACUGCCACCCCCUGAGCCACAGAGUGCCCUUCUCGGGGCGGAGGAUGCACCACACGUGCCCCUGCCUGCCCGGCCUGGCCUGCCUCAGGACUGCUCCCAGCAGGUUCAGGUGUCUGCCAGACUUCAGGAAAGAAGAUGUCUUCUUUUAGCAGGAACUGUUCUGCACUCCAAAGAGCCGCUCAGUAUUUUUGUUCUCUCGUUGUCGCAACCAAAAAAAGGGGUAUUUGCCAGGGGAAACCCUGCACCCCUUCCCUGCCUCACCAACAUCAGCUGGAGAUGAGACACUGCUGCUGUGGCCAAGGUUUUCAGGAGGGACUUGCAGUGGAGGAUGAUUUCAUUUUGGGGUACCCAAACAACAUCUACUAGAGCAAAGCUCUUUCUGAGGGCAGGGGCUUGACCAUUCCUGAAUCAUGGUUCUAGUUUAACCCCAGAAUGAAAAAAUCCAAGUUUAUUGCCAGUUUUGGAGAAAUUUGGCCACAUCUUUACACUUUGGAAGACCCGAAGUGAACUGAGAGUUGGACAACAGCAGAGUGUGAAGCAUAUGACAAUUGCCAAAAGAACUGUAUUUACAUUGCAUUUCAUAUCUUUAUUAAUAUAAUUUUAUUUGUAAGUUAGGCGCACCUCUAGGGUAAAGGUUUAAAUAGUAGAUGUAGUUUUUACACUUUUAAAAAGUGGCACGUGGAAACAAAACAUUUCAGUAUUCAGAGCAUUAAAAGAUUUACUUAUUUUAGUGUUCUAAGAUGAGAAGCUGUUGUUACUUGAAUUGGUGUAAAACUACCUGAUCAUCUCAAACUAUGUAUUAAGAUGUAGUUUAUAUUAAAGAAAAAAGGAACCCUGAAGUUUAUUUUAAUAGGCUGCCUGACUUCUUGUACAUGUAUCAAAUUUGCUGUGCAAAAAUUCUGUAUCAGAAUAAUGGCAGUGUAUGAUUUGAUUUAUUUUAAUAUUAUAACAUUAUUUUGUCA
Zonotrichia albicollis (white-throated sparrow) is the source of this 1065-nucleotide messenger RNA. The record is from RefSeq and is a predicted model, not a curated record. Lineage: Eukaryota; Metazoa; Chordata; Aves; Passeriformes; Passerellidae.